Brugia malayi is the source of this 795-nucleotide messenger RNA. RefSeq lists its product as uncharacterized. Gene Ontology annotation, molecular function: NAD(P)HX epimerase activity. The coding region runs from base 1 to 795 and encodes 264 amino acids. NCBI's taxonomy places the organism in Eukaryota, Metazoa, Nematoda, Chromadorea, Rhabditida, Onchocercidae. The record is from RefSeq and is a predicted model, not a curated record. The transcript is spliced from 4 exons. Gene Ontology annotation, cellular component: mitochondrion.
AUGCUGUUUGAUUAUGCUUUUUGCAGUGCAAGACGACACUUGUUUGCUCUUUUGAUAAACAAAAUGGAACCCAGAGGUAUUGUUACGAUGACUAAUGUGAACGACGUCUCUUUCAUCAGUCAGUAUGACGCGAUUGCACUGGACCGCGAGCUCUUCAGCACGUAUGCAUUCAAUGUCGAUCAGCUAAUGGAACUUGCAGGUCUAAGUUGCGCUCAUGCAAUAGCACGCAGUUGCGAUAGAGGAAAAAUUCUCAUCAUUUGCGGGCCAGGAAAUAAUGGCGGCGAUGGUUUCGUAUGUGCACGCCAUCUAACAUUUCUCGGUUUCGAACCAUUUAUUUUCUAUCCAAAACAGUCAAAAUCAGAACUGAUGGAACGUCUUGUGAAGCAGACAAAAAAAGUGGGUAUACCACAUAUCGAUGACAGUGUUUUCAAAAAUCCGUCUGAUAUGAAAAAUAAGUUCACAUUGGUUGUGGAUGCUUUAUUUGGAUUUAGUUUCAAACCACCAUUAAGACAGCCGUUUGAUCAAAUAAUCGAGGCAGUCAAUAAAAGCUCCCUACCAGUGGUGUCAAUCGAUAUACCUUCAGGAUGGGAUGUCGAAAAAGGUCCACUUGAAGAACAACUCUCAUUCAAUCCUGAUGUCUUAAUAUCUUUAACAGUACCAAAACUUUGUGCAAAACACUUUCAUGGUCGAGCGCACUAUAUCGGUGGUCGAUUUGUACCGAAAGCUCUCGCUUUGAAAUACCAUCUAAGUCUUCCCGAAUAUCCUGGAACAGACUGUGUUGUGAAACUAUUCUAA